Cavia porcellus (domestic guinea pig) is the source of this 1599-nucleotide messenger RNA. It is a transcript of the gene Gfer, whose product is annotated as growth factor, augmenter of liver regeneration. Gene Ontology annotation, biological process: liver development. Gene Ontology annotation, molecular function: flavin adenine dinucleotide binding; flavin-dependent sulfhydryl oxidase activity. Gene Ontology annotation, cellular component: mitochondrion. The record is from RefSeq and is a predicted model, not a curated record. The coding region runs from base 271 to 897 and encodes 208 amino acids. NCBI's taxonomy places the organism in Eukaryota, Metazoa, Chordata, Mammalia, Rodentia, Caviidae. The transcript is spliced from 3 exons.
GAAACGAGGUUCAGAGGCCCUACUUGGGCCCGGGGUUCCGGGCCCAGCAUCGCCUCGGCUGGGUCCCCCGGCCGGACAACCAGCUUAACCCAGGCUUCCAACCCUGCCUAGCGCAGCGCCCCAGCCUCAGGCUCCGCCUCGCCCCCUGGCCCCGCCGCAGGCCUGGGUUCUUGUGGGCGCGCACUAGCCCUGGCGCGCGCGCUGGUCUGGAGGCCGACCUGGCUGCCCAGGUGGAGGUUGGCCUGGCCCAGCAGGCUGUGCGCGGGCAAGAUGGCGGCGCCCGGCGAGGAGGCUCGCUUUUUCCGCAGUAGUCUCUUUUCCUUCCUCCCGAAUGGCACGCGGUCUGAGGUGACAGACGAUCUGGCAACAGAUGCGCGGGGCCGCGGCGCGGGGCGCAAGGACGCCACCGCUGUGCCCCCCACUCCAGGCCAGGCGGCGGCCCCGGAGUCGCCGGGCAUCCAGGACGCCUCGCGUAGGCGACCUUGCCGGGCCUGCGUAGACUUCAAAACGUGGAUGAGGACUCAGCAGAAGGUGCAGCAGGACAGAAGGUUUAGAGAAGAUUGUCCACAGGAUCGUGAAGAACUGGGCCGCCACACCUGGGCUGUGCUUCACACCUUGGCUGCCUACUACCCGGACCAUCCCACUCCAGAACAGCAGCAAGACAUGGCCCAGUUCAUACAUUUAUUUUCCAAGUUUUACCCGUGUGAGGAGUGUGCCGAAGACUUAAGGGAGAGGAUAGGCAGGAACCAGCCAGACACUCGAACUCGGACAUCCUUCACCCAGUGGCUAUGCCAUCUGCACAAUGAGGUGAACCGCAAGCUGGGCAAACCUGACUUUGACUGCUCACAGGUGGAUGAACGCUGGCGUGAUGGCUGGAAAGACGGUUCCUGUGACUAAAAGGACCACCUUGUUUGGAGAGGGAUGGGACAGUAAUUAAAGUGCAUCUGAACUACAGCCUGUUGUGUCUCAGCAGAACAGUCCCCUGGAUACUGCUCACAGGGUCACUUCCCUCAGGUAGAAUACAGUAGAAACGGAGGUGCCUACUGAAAGCAUUCGGUGGCCUCUGCCUUAGAUGAGACUCCAUGAGACUACAGGUGAUGAAGACAGGACCAGUCAUGCUGCCACUUGCCACUCAGCAUGUGGCCACCUGCCUCAACUCCAUAACAUGGACUUAGUGCCCCCAAAGAAGAUGGAGAGCACAAUUGGGGUUCCCUGUGCCUACCUGGGAUCAGGCCAGUGUGUAGCUGUGGAUGCCUGCAGUGCUGUGGCCUCAAUGGCCUGUGCUGUUGUAGCUUCUGGGUUUUAUUAUUACCAAGAAUUGAAUUCAUGACCUCACACUUGCCAGGCAGGUGUUUGUGCCACUGAGCUAAAUUCCCUGGCCUUCACGUUGCUGUUUCUGGAAUGAGGCCUACCCUGUGUUUAGUGUCGUUAGGGAAAGCUCAGGCAGAGAUUUUUUUCUGAGGAUCCCGCUCAUGCUACUGACACCCUGGCAGGUACAUGGCCUUUCAUAGCAAUGGCAAGGCUUGUCUGAAGAUCAUCCUUGGGGCAGCUUCCUUAGAGUUUUGAGACCAAAAUAAAAUGCUGGGGAAAUGACUGAAA